Phasianus colchicus (ring-necked pheasant) is the source of this 8349-nucleotide messenger RNA. It is a transcript of the gene TPPP, whose product is annotated as tubulin polymerization promoting protein. Gene Ontology annotation, molecular function: tubulin binding. The record is from RefSeq and is a predicted model, not a curated record. NCBI's taxonomy places the organism in Eukaryota, Metazoa, Chordata, Aves, Galliformes, Phasianidae. Gene Ontology annotation, biological process: microtubule polymerization; microtubule bundle formation; positive regulation of protein polymerization. Gene Ontology annotation, cellular component: microtubule.
GCGUAUAACCAUCCAUUUAAGGCAGCAGCUGCCCCUACGUUAAUUCAUUACCUCACGCUCCGUGGGAGGCGGGAGCGGUCGCCAGCUGGACAGCCCGUCUGUCCUAUGGGGACGAGCGGCAGAGGAGGGCGAGUAGGCGGUGCCGGGCGCUCGCCAAUGCCGCUGCCGGGAGGGCAGGAGCCUGGCUGAGCCGCCGCGCCAGCUCGGGGUUGGCUGCUGAGCGCGUCAGAGUCGGGGCGAGAGUCAGGUUGGGCUGGCAGGAGCUGUCGCUCCCUCGGUGAGCCGGUGCACAAUGGCUGACAAUAAAGCAAAGCCGACCAAACCUGCAAAUAAGACUCCUCCAAGGUCUCCUUCAGAUCCAACUAAGGACCGGGCUGCAAAACGAUUAUCCUGUGAUUCAAAUAGCUCCCAUGAGGGAGCUGUGGCAGGAGAAAUAAGUGCUCUGGAAGAGGCCUUUAGAAAAUUUGCUAUCCAUGGUGAUACAAGAGCCACAGGAAAAGAAAUGCAUGGGAAGAACUGGUCUAAGCUGUGUAAGGACUGUCAGGUGAUAGAUGGGAAGAAUGUGACAAUCACAGAUGUUGACAUUGUCUUCAGUAAAAUCAAGGGAAAGUCUUCUAGAACUAUUAGUUUUGAACAAUUUAAAGAAGCUCUUCAGGAACUCUCCAAGAAGCGAUUUAAAGAAAAAAGUGAUGAAGAAGCAAUUCAAGAAAUAUAUAAACUAAUUGAAGGAAAAGCGCCAAUUAUAUCUGGAGUAACGAAAGCGAUUUCUUCUCCAACGGUGUCACGCCUUACAGAUACAUCAAAAUUCACGGGUUCUCACAAAGAGAGGUUUGAUCCCAGUGGGAAAGGAAAAGGCAGAGCUGGCCGAGAAGAUCUGGUUGAUACUUCAGGAUAUGUAUCUGGCUAUAAGCAUGCAGGCACAUAUGAUCAUAAAGUACAAGGAAGCAAGUAAGGCUGAAGGUUUAAAAUACAGGGGGAGAAAGGGAGAGAGAGAAUAUAUUUUUAAGAAUGACAUAGAUGAGUCCCACGUGUUUCAGUUAUUGUGAAUGCUAAGACUAUGUGUUCAAGAAGUUUUUUUCAGAAACUGGAACUGAUUUUAACAUCUGCUGAGCAACUUGCAGCGUAGCACCACUUCAUUACAUUCCUUAUGUGUAUAUUGGCAAAAGUAAAUGUACCAGUACAAAAAGGACAUCAUUUUGUUGGGCUCUUCAGACAAAAAGAAAAAAAAACAAUGUCAAGAGCUGUUAUGCCACACUUUGUCAAUCCGAGCAAAAAAAAAAAAAAAAAAAAAUUCAAACAUUCCUAAAUAUCCAGUUGCUCUGAGGUUGUAGAAGAGAACCCUCUGAAAAAAGGUUCUUUCAUAGCAGCAUUUCUGAAAAGUAUGCCAUUACUUAGGCAGUUUGAUUUCACUACUGUUUUGGGGCUUUUAAAAAAUGUCUUUUAUGGGAUCUGGCACUUUUCCUUAAAAAAGAUUCACCAGUGUAUUAUUGUGGAGUAAGUUGUUGUGUUAUAUAAGGCGCUAAUCUGUACAUUUCAUACACCGUUUAUGAAAAACUGAAAAGAAAGGGAAAAAAAUAUUUUUGUGACAAUACAGGUUCUAAUGUAUUUAUGUCAGCAGAAGGAGGUGGAAAAUACCAACCCUUACUGUCCUCGUGUCUAUACUUUCUGCAUUGUUAUUGUGUUUACUGUAGCGUGUUUCUGACUGGCUGGAUUUAGAUGGAGCUAAUGUACUAACAUGGUGGGUGAGGAGCAAGAUACUACUAAGAAAGUCUUCUAGAUCUUUUUGUUCUCAAAUUUGAACUAAUAAUGCUUUAAAAUCUUGAUUAUGACUAAACACUGCCAAUCAGAUUGCUAUCAAGUGAAUGUUGUGCACAUACGUUGGCAUAUAUUCCCUUUAAGCUCUAACACAUGUAAUGGAAGUUUAUGGCCUUUUGUAUUAAGGAAAUAUAUAGUAUUCAUAUCCACAUAAUUAAUUAUAAUUAAUUGUAAUUAAUUGCACAGAAAAAUAUACCGUUCUACCCAGGCUACGUGUUCUGUUAGCUUUGUCAGAAGCCAAAGGAUUUGUUUCUCUGUGCUGCCUUACUUGGGAGUAAUUUUAUUGAUGGGAAUAGCUUUCCAUUUCUAUAGAAAAAACAAUUCCACACACUUAAGGUACAGGCAGCUGAGUGUGACCUGCCUCUGGCUUAGAUUGCCAAAACGAGUUAACAGGAAUAAAAAUCACUCUCCUUCUUCUUCUUCUUUUUUUUUUGUCUUUGUAUAGGCAUGCAUACAUAUUACUGUUUAAACAAGAGAGAAAAGGCCAGUUCAAUUUUCUGUGAGAGCUGAACAACUACUCAGAAUAUUACUCUGUAAAAUUAUGAAAGAUAUAUUUUGGAGUAUUUAAAAACACCUCCUCGUAGUUUUGCUUUGCUUAUUUUCAAAAAGAUGCACUGAUUUUAUUGUUUUGACUGUGGAUAAAGGCUGAUAAGUUUACAGUUUUUCUCCUACUCUGAUCAGCAUGCCAUUCAGAGUUAUGAGCUGUGUACUCUGAUGUGUGUCAUCACAUUUCUUGCAGGUCACAAUCUGUAUUUGGCCCAUAUACCGGAAGAGCACUGGUUUUCAGUCCCUAACUGUUCAUGUUUUGUUUUUCUGACAUUUGGCCUUUCUUGUAAUUUGGCCUCCACUGGCCCUUUGAACACAUACAUCAGCCUGAACGCAAAACAGUAACGUGCAAAUACAAGGACUUCCUCAUGAACUUGAAGAUUUUUUGUUUGUUUAUAAUUUGUUUUGGUUUUUGUUUUGAGGAGGGAAGGAAGUUUGCCGAAGAUUCAGCACAUGCUAUUGUAAGGAUUUAAAUAUCUUUUUCCCAUGAUUGACUCUACUUAUCUGGGAAGAUUUUUGACUUAUCUAAGGAUGCUCAGGGUGAGAAGCUUUUUGAAGUCUUGACUAACUCGUUGCUCUUGAAGAAAAAUUUCAGUAGACUGAAGGAGCGUACACUCCUUUGUUGCACUGGUUACCUGUCACACUCUGAAAAAGAAAAUAGCACAUUGCUAUACAAGCAACGAUUAAAUUUUUCCAGCAUGGCAGACUGGCUAACUGCAGAGAACCCCCUUUGUGAUGUAGCAUUCAUGCCUGUGCACAUGAGGAACGCCCUGGGAUAGGCCUGUAGCUAAAAAGGUAAAAAGGCUAAGUCUGUUACUCUUGAUAAAUCCUCAGCUAAGUUACAGGCAUGAUCAAUACCCCUGUUCUUCCCAUCGACUUAGAGACUUAACUUAUUGGUAGCUGAAAAGUUCUGGACCCUGCUUGAAUCAAAGGUGAGGUCUGGUCUAUUGCAGAGCUCUUCCAACACGUUUUUGAUCUUGCUGUUUGUUGCUAGCUAGCUGUCAUGACAGAAAUAGUAGGUGAUACCUAACCUAAGGUGCACAAGUGAUAGGCUUUCUGAAGUACACAAAUACAGAUACCAAACUGUUACUGCAGAAGGAGGAAUGACAGGUUAGAAAGGUUUUACAGACUUACUAGGUUUUAAAUUGCUUGCCCAUGGCAUGAGCAAAAUAGGCACGCUCAUAAGAUAUAGAAGGCAAAUGAAUGAGUGAGGACAGAUACAAACUGGCACUAGAAAUGGAACAAAACUGCAUACUUGGAAGAGGCUGAUGGAACUAGCCAGGAGUCUGCUAGAGCUUAACUUUAUAUUACAGUAUGAAAUGCCUGCAAGAACAAAACACUUUGUAUGGACCUGAUGCAAAUUUGUGCAGUGUAUUCAGUGAUGUAAUAAGUUUUGGAUCAGGACCUGAGAAGGUGCUUCAGAUAGCAUGUGGUAUUUUAUUUUGAAGAACACACUUUUUCUUCUUCACUGCAGGUGGAUAGCUUUAAAACUCUAUCAAAUGCAUGAAAAAAAAAGUUCUGAUAUGACAGUGAAAAAAGGAAGUUGUGGCUGGAAAGGUAGUAAUCUGUAAGCAUUUUCCCCUCUACACUUGAUACGGAAGAUGCAGGCUAUGAAUGAAAGCAUAAAACCAUAGAGUCAUAGCUGCAUCAUAUACAUCUGUGCAUUAGAACUUCAGCCACCCAUUUAUGCUCUUACUUUCUCACUGAUUUUGGUGGGUAAUGGAAAGCCUAAAUAAUAGCUUGAACGUUAGCCAUGCUUGUUAAUGUUCCAGGCCUAUUUGGAAAUGAGGCCAAGUGUAUAUUUUAUUGUUUGUUCAUUGACUAUUCCCUGUACUCUUAGGACAGCAAGUACAGCUUGUAACUCAGAGAUUAUGGGAAAGGAGAGGUCAAGAGGUGCAGUAGAGCAUGCUCAUCAUCCUGUGCACCAUUAUUCUAGACUACCUAAAUGACCUGCCUGAAGUAAGGACAUGUGUACUCAGUAAGGUUUACACUCAUCUCCUUUUUUUGGGCAUCUGAAUUCAUUCCUUCAGACUUUCCAGUCUGAUUUUCAUCAGCCCAUCUGCAGUGCUUUUUUACAUGAUAUCAUCUAUAAAACCCUACUAUUCUUAAUAAUUUUGCUUUCAGUACUGCUGAACAUUCUUUUGAGAUAAACAUGAUCAAAAAGUUCAGGUAGCUUUUAGUGAUAACUGUAUUUAAGAACAAACUCAAAUUAUACUGUUUAUUUAAAAUUAAAGCCUUAGAUACUAUAACAGUACACAAUCUUACCUGUAUCUUAAUCAGACUACCUUUACCAGAUUGAGAACAACAAAUUCAAAUCCUGACUGAGGCAAAAGAGUAAUAUUGUAGGAAAUCUUAAGUAAAAUGUGCAGAAGAAUUUUUUUAUUAUUAUUAUUAGUUCUUGUUUUUGUUCUUGCUAAUUCCUCUACUCAUUCUUUGAGCUUUAGUUACUUGUUGAGAGUCUUCCAACAGUCAUACCUGUAUGGAAAAUCAGAAGCAAAAAUUACUGUCCUUUAUAUGGCUAUCAAAGCUAUCACAGUAUCACUGAAAAGCAGGCAUUGAAUUAUAUGUUGUUUCAACAGUCCAGUGUGAACGUUUCUGAUUAAUUUAACAAAGUACUUGGAAGACCAAAGGAAAUGCGGAACAUUGGCCACUUUCUUACUUUAGGAAAGUGAAAGGGUAAUUUCCAAACUACUGAUGUGUGACGCCUUGUUCUUCAUUAACAUAGAGGUUAUCCUUCAAAGAUAUUUUUGAUUCAAGUAUGAUAUUUUUUAUGUAUUUUACUGAUGUUACCUCAAUCAAAAUUUCCUCUGAUAACUUUUUGGAAUCGUGAAGUUCAUGUAUUAUUUAUUUCAGUCAUGUUUUCCCUCUGUUGGCUCAUAAUUGAUAUACCAUUUUUAUAGCAGGUGGAAUUUGUUGAUAAUUCAGAACUAGAGUAUAUGAUUAGUUAAGAGUUUGGCUUGUAAGUGAGAGGUAUCAAGAGAAUCCUUGUGUAUCCUCCUCCAAACCCAGAACUUUAAAGUUGUAGUUAAGAGUUUUUUUUCUUAAACCUUGUCAUAGUUACAAAAUAAACUUCAAUUAUUUGUGUCUGCAUGUAUGAUAAGUAUCAGCUGUUUGGAGUAUAAACUAGCUUUACAGAAAUUGCAUGUAUUCUGGGGGCAUGCGCCUGUCAUCUGUGAGUAAGAGUUCUCUGUUAGCACUGGCCAGGAAACAAACCAUUUACUUUCAUGAUAGAUAAAAUGUGAUGUGUUGCACCUAGUACGCAUCCUUUAAACUGACCGCUAGCCUUGCGUGUGCACUAAAAUAACUACAGCUUUGUGUACAUCGUUUGUAGUGUGGAUAUUAUGUUCUUUCUUUGUCUGUUAGUUGAUGGUAGGUAAUGUAAUACAUAAGACUUGUACAAGUUUGUGUGCACACACGCUUUUUGGAUUCAGAUAAUUAAACCGUGUAGGCGCUGUCCUAAAGCUUAAAUCUUAAAGGGCCAAGCUCUAAUCCUGCAGCUGGAGCUAUUCAGGGCCAGUUGGAAAUGCUACCAUUCUAUCUCCAUAGCAUGAAAGUAGAGAUCUAGGAGUGUUUUUAUGUUUUAACACGUACAACUACUCCCUUUCUAUUUCUGGAGGAAAGUGUUCUUCAGUAAAUCUGACAUAGGCUUGUCAUGACAAGAAGAGUUCUUCCCUUGUUAGGAAGUAGGAAAGAGAGAGUCAGGGAUAAAUCAGUAGUUCCUCUGAGUGCUCCGAGGAGAUCACUUAAAAUUAUGCCCUCUGUAUUUUUCUUUAACCCAGCUCUGUGAAGUAAGUUGACACUCACUAUGUAUGUGCAAAGUUUUUUGUCAUCAGUUGAAUAAGUACAAAAUCAUGGCGUAUUGGUGCAGGGGAUGGACUCUGUCUUACAAUGUUUGUGGACCUGAGCCUUGCAUAAGCCUUUAGAAAAUUAAAUACCUGAAACAUAAUGACAGAUUUCAAACUUGUGUGAAAUUCUUAGUUGGGAAUGGUACAUGAUACAUGGAUGUGUGCCUCCUAUAUUGGGAGUUCUGCCCAUAAAAUAGCAUUUGGACAUUGAGUUACCAAUUUUGAGUGCCCGAGAGCCCAUUUGGCUAACCAGAUAUAAGCUGGAAAUGAUAGACUGAGGUGUUCCUUUUAAGUCUUCAGAACCCUAAAACUAGUGAGAGACCAUUCAUUGCAUUCAUGCUUGCUCGUUUAACUCAAAAAUAAUGUUUUAAAAGAUUUCUCAGCUAUGAUGCUUCAGGAGGCUAAGGAAUAUUGCAGAUAGAUCCUCCAAAUCUUAACUGUCUAAUCAAUUUAUAUUUUUAGGAACAAAUAACUGCUAUGUACUUGGGUUUGUGUGUGUGUGUGUUUUUUAGUUUAUCACCUGAGCUGUAUUUCUUCAAAAUCCACAUAGAGAUGAUGGGAUUCAAAACAAGUUUAAGAUAUAACUGUUUAUAGUUCUUGGAAAAUGUUUCAAUUUAGUUGUUUCAUUCCAAAUAAUUGAUUGCCCACUGUAGGCAGAUUUUGGCAAGAGCAAACUUGAUAAUAAAUAAAUAAUAAUUAAAAAAAAAACCAACAAGCAUAUUUACUGAGUAUUUUUGACAGAUUUACAAAUAACAUACUGGUAGUCCAAAAUUAUUUAGAAGUAAUAAUAAUUUUUGCUUUGUAAUCAUACUCACACACGUGCGUGUGCAUUAUUUUGGGACAGAUGAGUGGCUAGAGUACAGAGGAGGCUUUUUGGUUUGUUGAUUUUGGAUUAUUAUUAUUAUUUUUUUUAAUAUAUCUACAAAUCGACACUGGAGAGCCCAGCUUGCUAACCUGACCUGGAAAGAUAGUAAGUACUUUCCACAUUCCACUGCGAGUAAAACAUCCAAUGAAUGAGUUUUUAAAUAUCUUUUUAAAUAUCUUCUUAAAGCAUCUCUUUUUAUGAGUUAGUGUAAAGCAUUUGGUGCUUGCACAAAGCAUUUGUAAAGGUCUCUGAGGUAAUUCACAUUAAUUCACAUUAAUUCACAAAGUCAACUUAAACUUGACUUCAAAUAUUUUUAUUCAAGAUUUUUUAUUACAUAUUUUUCAGAACAGGUCACAGACUUGAAUGAAGUUGCAUUCAAGUUAAUUUAAAAUAUAGCCCUAAAACUGUACUCACACUUCAUCCUCUUUACAUUUUACUCUGAGUGUUGUAGAUGACAAAUGCCAAAAAAAAAAAAAAGAAAGAAAGAAAGAAAGGAAGGAAGGAAGAAUGGCAAUCUGUGUGGUAAUAUUCACCCACAGUGAUGAAUUAUUUUAAGCUCCAGUUUACAUUGGAUGAUUUUCUGCAUGCUUGCAUUUGAUCAGAUGUUAUUUUUAAACAAAGAAAUUCAAUAAUGUGAAAUAAUGCAGCCUGUGCUGUGUUCAGUAGAGUAAUAUCAAUACAGGUGAAAUGCUGAAUAUCUAUAACAUUUAUCCUAAAUACAUAUUAGCUCUUUAUAAAGGCUUCGUGUAAGGGCAGUUGUCCCACAAACUGUAGGUAAGUCUGUUGGCAGACUACUUGUUAGCACUGUAGUGCAUGAAAUGACAAGGUCAUCAACAAAAACAAGUUACAGGAUGCAACACAGAUGUGUCUGUGUUUAUAUUUGUGCUGAGUUCAAAACAUGUAAGUUUUGGCAAAUUAUUACAUCAGGGAAGAUGCUUCUAAUACACAGGAAUUUGUUUUUCUGUUAAGCAGAGAAAUAGUUGAUGUUGGGUAAGUACGUAGGCCACUCUGAACGUAAUGCCUCCUGUCUGUUUCCGUGGACACUACAACAGGUACAAUUGCUCAGUAACACUAUUUGGUAGAGUAAAUUCUCAGCUAUGAGGCAUUUAUUUUUCAGCACAGUCACCACCAUUAGCUAUGCAUUUUUACCAGCUAUGCACAAGAGACUGCAUGCAGUGCUUGUAAAAUUCUGUGCCAGCCAGAAUUUCACCAUUGCUGAAACACAGCUCCCACUGCCUCACUGUCUCACAUCCAUUGUUUGGUUUCCAUGAUCGUUUA